Messenger RNA from Micropterus dolomieu (smallmouth bass), 1490 nucleotides. It is a transcript of the gene nkx1-2a, whose product is annotated as NK1 transcription factor related 2-like,a. Gene Ontology annotation, biological process: cell differentiation; regulation of transcription by RNA polymerase II. Bases 364 to 984 code for a protein of 206 amino acids. The transcript has 3 exons. The record is from RefSeq and is a predicted model, not a curated record. Lineage: Eukaryota; Metazoa; Chordata; Actinopteri; Centrarchiformes; Centrarchidae. Gene Ontology annotation, cellular component: nucleus. Gene Ontology annotation, molecular function: DNA-binding transcription factor activity, RNA polymerase II-specific; RNA polymerase II cis-regulatory region sequence-specific DNA binding.
CGGGAGGCACGUGUGAGGCCGGCCAGCUGCCCGCUCACAGAGCCCUCUGCUUCUGCAGGGAGGUUUUCAUACCACUUAUCUGUCUCUACAUUCUGAAGUCGGCCUUUUUAACGGCUGGAUGCUCCACAUGGGCAGUGAUGCCUGCAGAGCCAGACAGCCAGGACGGACGCCUUAUGAAAGCCAGCGACUCCUCCCACUGGGGGAUGGAGAGGACCCACACCGUUUUACUAGCACAGAAGGGCAAUAAGUGCUAAAGGAAAACAAUUAUACCCCAAUCAUUUCCGAUUCUUUGGCAGUCAUGGGCCAAAACAGUCUGAGGAUGAAGGUUACAGGGCAGCAGAGAGCAACUAUGAACACAGACCAAUGUGUUGGAAAGGGCAAGAGACAGGAGAUGAGUACUCUGCGGCCUCCGUGCAUAAUGCAGUUGUCGCUGACCCUCUUCUGCUUUCCCAACCGGCUGAAACAGAGCCCUGUCUCACAGCCGAGCGGGACGAUGGAGAUACAGCGGUCAUCCUGCAUGACCCCUCACCACACAAGCGGCGGCGCCCCGACCAGGCCUGCGCCAAACCACGGCGCGCCAGAACAGCGUUCACUUACGAGCAACUGGUGGCUCUGGAAAACAAGUUCCGCACAACUCGGUACCUGUCUGUGUGCGAGAGACUAAACCUGGCCCUGUCCUUAAGUCUGACUGAAACCCAGGUCAAAAUUUGGUUUCAGAACAGGAGGACCAAAUGGAAAAAGCAGAACCCCGGUGCGGACAGCACCUUGCAGCCCGGCUCCAACUCCCUGGUCAAUGUCAGUCCAAACCCUCCCACCUGUGGGUCAAACCCCGCCAGCUUCCACCAAUCUUUCCCCAACUUCAGCUCUGGGAAUGUGAUCUUCCACACGGCCGGUGGUGUUCCGCUUUCAUCCACUGGAGGGCUCUUGCAUCCCUUCUUGUCCAGUGGUUUCGUCCAGCCGACUUAUUUUAAUCCACAUCUAUGAAAGGAGUCAAGACUGAAGUGUUGCAGCUGGUGAUGCUUUGGGGCAAAUCGUUAACAGAUGCUUUAAUACCAUUUUAUUCUCUACAAAGGGAGGACAAGAAAGGCAUCUAUUUGUACAAUAUUGUGUCUUUCCAUCACCAUAUUGUCCAACUGAUUUACCUUGAAGGGUGUUUAAACAUUAUUAGAGUCCAAGUAGUCUUAGGACCUUUUCCAGUACUUCAACAUCAGAACAAAAGGCCAAAAUGAGUGAUCUGUGACUGAGCCCAACAAUUAUUAAAACAUAUGCCUACAGUGCUCCCCUAGAGUGUCCUUGUGUUUCCUGAAACACCUGCUCAUUGAAGGAUCAUACAGUAUCAUUUUCUGUGUAUUGUCUUACAUCUUAAAAGUUGGCAUAUUACCAUCCAAUACCCAGCUGUGUUCCCACCUCUGAAAGGCUUGCACAGCUUAUGUCUGUUGCAAUUUAUAUAACAUUAUCAGUGUAACUUAAUUAAAAAAAAACAUAUGACA